AGUUCCAAACACGCCUUCGCUCGCGCAAGAAGCAUUCGUCGCAUUCUCGUUUACGUGCGGUCGGUCGGUCGUUCGUCGUUCCGUUUCAAUCCGUCAGUCUGGCAUUUUUGUCCUGCGAAAUACGAUAUACGCCGCAGCAGCAGUGGGAAAAGGAGGAAAGCAAUCAGAAAAAUCGGAUCUUCUUUCACUCCACCGUCGAAAAACGCUUGUGUCGUCGGUUCUGCGGUGCUUGCUAGUGCUCAUUCAGUUCCAUUUUAAACCGUGGCUCAGUCGCUUGUUCAUCAAUCCGCGAGAUCGAAUUAUUUGGAAGUGCUACUACUUACCUACUGGCUUUGAUCAUCGUGCAGAGGAGGAGUUUUCGAGGAAAUUGAUCGCAUUCGGUGUCGCUGGUCCCCAUUUGGAUACGCGGUGUAUUAAUUUCCCUGUUGUAUAUUUUAAUGUGAUUCGUCGCCGCGUUCCACAGGAAUUGUGGUGGAUGGGAGCAAACUUGAAGUGUGCAGAAGACUCCGAAGCCCUUACAAGAAGUCGAAUGGUCGGGCAGCAACAGUGUUUGCAGUUAGUGUGAUAGAAGAGUUCCAGCUUGGUCGCCCAACAAGUGUGAAGUGGUGCAAGAGAUUCGGAUGGUUUGGGUUCGAUGUACAGGAGUGUUCGUUCGUGUACCGAUAAGUGAUAAAACAGUCUACGGAUUUCGGUAAACGUUGAGAGGAGAGUGAGUUUCGAAGGAGGAAAGUGUCAAUCAGCUUCCGUGCUAUAUGGAAUGGGAUUGCUCUUCACUCUGAUAUGUGAAUACGCACCGUUCUGAAAAGUCACAUUUGAGAUCACGCUACUGAUAGUGCAGAAUGUGUUGAAGAAGAAAUAGAUAAGUGUACGCAGCGAAUGCUAAUUUGCUUGUUCGGGAAACCGACGAAGAAAGAAGCGGAAAUCCUGCGACGCGAUCGUCCCGAGUGAAUCUCGCGGUCCCGGAAGAGGCAACAGUCGGUGCGUGGUGAAUCCCAGUCCGCAGUCAGUGGCCCAUCAUCAGUUAUCAUCAUUCAGCGUGUGUCGUCAUUAUCAUAUAGCCAUCCAAAGUAAUAAUAGCAAAAGUGUUUGUGAUAGAGUGUAGUUUUCGUUCAUCGUUGGAAGCAAUCCUCGUUUAUACACCGAAAUACCUGCCUUCUCAUCUUCCCCCCUCUGUUUCUGGAUCUGGUGUGUUGGUGGAUUAAUUCAAUCGGAAAUACAAUCGAGGGACUCUCAAUGGAAGAGUGGUGCUGGAGAACGGGAAUUCAUUUAGGAUACUAAUUAAAAUAUCCUCGACACUCGGGCCGAGGUCGACCGGACCAGAUUUCCACCCAGUAGCUGCUAUUCUGCCAUGCCGGGUAGCCGUUCCAGUAAUAACGACACCGAGCACAAUAAGUCCCCUAGAGAGAGCGGUGAGGAUUCGGAGGAUGAAAGUGAAAUUCUAGAGGAAAGCCCGUGCGGAAGAUGGCUCAAGCGGAAGGAAGAGGUCGAACAACGCGAUGUUCCUGGCAUCGACUGUGCACAUCUGGCGAUGGACACCGAGGAAGGUGUCGAAGUUGUCUGGAACGAAGUACAGUUUUCCGAGAGGAAGAAUUUCAAAUCUCAAGAAGAAAAAAUACAACAAGUAUUCGAAAACCUAACACAGUUAGAGCAUCCAAAUAUAGUCAAAUUUCAUCGUUACUGGACCGAUACCCAUAACGAUAAGCCUAGGGUAAUAUUUAUAACGGAAUAUAUGUCCUCUGGGUCCCUUAAGCAGUUUCUCAAGCGUACCAAGAAAAACGUUAAGAAACUACCACUGCAAGCAUGGAAGCGGUGGUGUACUCAAAUUUUAUCUGCACUUAGUUAUUUGCAUUCCUGUUCGCCGCCAGUAAUUCACGGCAACUUAACCUGUGAUACAAUAUUUAUUCAACAUAAUGGUCUAGUUAAAAUUGGUAGUGUAGCUCCAGAUGCCAUUCAUCAUCAUGUAAAAACAUGUAGAGAAAAUAUGAAAAAUAUGCAUUUUUUAGCACCAGAGUAUGGAUCACUCGCAACGACGACCGCCAUCGAUAUCUUCUCGUUUGGCAUCUGUGCGCUGGAGAUGGCAGCACUGGAAAUCCAAGGGAACGGAGAUUCGGGUACGCUAGUCACGGAAGAGCAAAUCAAACGCACUGUCGAGAGUCUUGAGGAUGCCCAGCAGAAAGACUUCAUCAUCAAGUGCCUCAGUCAUGACCCUGCCAAAAGGCCUACCGCUAGAGAAUUACUAUUUCACCCGCUGCUGUUCGAGGUGCACCCGCUCAAACUGCUCGCCGCGCACUGUCUGGUGAAUACCUCAUCAAACUACGACGAGAUGCUGCAAAAGCUGAACAAACCGGACAUGGUAUAUGGCGAAGUGCGGCAGACCGAGUUCCACCUGGGCGAUAUCCCCGGCACGGAAAAGCUGGAGAAGUUCGUAGAGGAUGUAAAGUAUGGCAUUUAUCCGCUGACUGCCUUUUCGGCACAAAAACCACCCGCUUCCCGACCACGAGCAAUAUCGCCCGAGACUGCAGAAUCGGUGAAAUCCGAAACGCCAGAGCCGCUAGAUAUUGAAACUAGGAGAGUUGUGAAUAUGAUAUGUAGUGUUAAGCCCGGAGAGGAUAAUUGUGUAUUAUUUAUGACAAUACUAUUAAGGAUGGAGGAUAAGAUGAACCGACAGUUAACAUGUCCCAUCUCGCCGGACGAUUCAGCCGUCGCGCUUUCGCAUGAACUAGUACAUUUAGGAUUUAUUCAUGAAACGGAUCGUGAAAAACUAGCUACAAUGAUAGAGGAUACGCUUAGGAGUAAACAGCAACAGUUGCUAGGUGCGGCCGCGAAAAUGCAAUCGUCCGGAGAACGAAUAGUGGUCACCGAUGGCAGUAGUGGUGGCGCGACCGGCUCCUCGGAUCCGCCAUCGUCCUUCGGUUCGUCGGUGACGGGUUCGUCCUCCACCAGCAAUCAUCUACACCAUCAUGUUCCUGUAAAUUCGGCCAGUUAGUAGUCCUUCCAUUUCUCUACCUCUCACUCUGUCUGUCUCGCUCACACUCGUUCGUUCGUUCGUUCGCAACUAUUGUACUCUGGUUGUCGUGUUGUGAUCGUCCAUCCCUUCAUACAUACACCCAUAUUAGCGUCGUCAUGUGGUACCACCCCUCACACCCAAUUAGUAGAGUUGUAUCUGAGUGUUUUGUUUUAAGUUUGUUUUUGGUGCCUGCUCCUGUUAUGAUUUUUUCAGUUGUAUUCUAAUAUGUCCCGCCUUACUCCAACCCCGCACCAGUCUGCUAAAAGCACCACAUCCAAGUAGCCAUGCAUCAACGCCAAGCAGCGCCAUCAACAACAACAACAAGAGUUGCUGCAAUAAUCCAAGUAGGCGUGGCCACGUGGCGACCGAUAGCGUAACUGACACAGACACAUGCAUCGGCAAUAAGAAUCCAGUGAUUGUGAACAAACGAAACACUGAACCAAAAUGUAAUGCAAAAAUAUGAUGUAUGUUGAUCAUAUAACUUCCUGCGUGCGAAUCAACUGCGCUGAUUGAUUCGUUGUUGUUCUUGGUACUGCUGAUGCAUCGAUCCCCACUCACACAUAUCUACUCCUACUGUUAGCUAUGAUUUUUAUUUAGUAUACGGUGAAUAAUUAUUUAUUUAGCUAUCUAAACCCAACCAGCACCCAGUGUAGUUUUGUGAAAAUAUAGAGGAAAAGUAUAUUUUUUGCGCAAAAAACAAGCUACGAUACCAUUUGAAGAUACACGAACGCAAAUGAAAUGUGAACUGAGCACUACUGGACAAACCGAAUAACUGAAUUGAUGUAUUGAAAUUAUCAGUAUCCAGUAACAACUCUUACGAAACCAGCAAGGAAACUAAAGAGAAGAUGAGUGGCAAUUAUGCAAAUGCAUGGAAGAAAUAUACACAAAUAUAUUUAUGUACUUUUUUAAA
Molecule: messenger RNA, 3917 nt
Organism: Aedes albopictus (Asian tiger mosquito)
Lineage: Eukaryota; Metazoa; Arthropoda; Insecta; Diptera; Culicidae
Gene: Madm
Product: nuclear receptor-binding protein homolog
Exons: 11
Coding region: 1349-2986 (545 amino acids)
Biological process (GO): intracellular signal transduction; protein phosphorylation
Cellular component (GO): endomembrane system; cytoplasm
Molecular function (GO): ATP binding; protein serine/threonine kinase activity
Source: RefSeq, a predicted model, not a curated record